GUAUUAAGUUGUAUGUUUGAAGUGCAGUUAUGCAGAAAAAUAUGUUCGCUUUCAUACAAGAGAAUAGAAUCGCAAAUAUAUUUCUAGGUAGCUAGCUAACAGUUAGCUGUAUGUAGCCUAGCUAGUUAGCCAACUAGCUUUUAAGUAGUUAUUUUAUAGAACGCUAUUUUCCUAGUUAACCAUAUCGUUCCAGCUAAGUAGGUGAGCCCAUUCAAUUGCCGCUUUAGCUUGCAGCGCUAGCAUUGUUUGCUGGCUAUGUAGCCAGUUAGAUAGCUUGGUCAACAGCUUGGUAACUAGCUAUUUUGCUCGUUGGACCGAGCUCAUAUUCACGACUCCAUAGAAAGGUGCCAGUUACCUCGGUGUUCCUCCAGAUGUUUGAAUACCUGCCUCCAAAUCUAUCUUGAGACAUCAUGGAGGAAGAACAGGACUUCACUCUGAGCGGUCCAAAUGCUGCCAGUAUUGAUGCUGCUGACCUGAGGGAUGACAACUUCGAUAAGCUUGUUGCAGACUACAUGGGAUCUCAGACUGGGGAAGCAUUGAAUCUAAACAAAAAACCAUGUAGAAACAGACUUCUGAUCCAAGUCGGACUUCUGAGAGAAGACAACCAACUCUCCUGGGGGGCAGUGGUAGACUGGCUUCAAAAGAUUUUCCCAAUGUAUCAGUCUGCAGACUUUCGUUGUCUGAUUGAAAGAGGCAUUGCAACAACUUUAAGUUUGAAUGGAGAUGCAAGACAAGCCUUCCUUGAGUCAAAUGUUAACUUUGAAUUAGUUGGCCCAAUAUGUGACAGCAUUGGCGUUGGUAGAGCUGAUCUUUUGGAAAUGACAGAUUUUUCUGAACAAGCAGAGUCUAUUGAGGUCACAAAUGGUUUGAUACUUGAGUUGAGUAACUUCGUCAUCAGGGAGAAAAUUGACCCCAUUGUCUUGGUGUCUUGGCUACGUCAAUUUGACCCAGAGUUCUGUAGUGAUGGUAACAUCCAGAAAGCUAGCAAAGUCCUUCAGGCAAAGUUAAAGAAAUUCAGACUACAUUACCGCAAUUACCAAACAACCAGACAUAGAAGAAAUGCUCAGAUGGAAACCUUCCUUCAAAGUCCAUUUGAACUUGUUAAAGACCCAACUGACGGAAAGAAAUCAGGCAAAAGAGGAAGAAAGAAAAGAGGCUUUUUGUCAAAACUUGAUAAGCCAGUGGUGAAAAUCUUCAAAGAAGAAAGUGAGACUUUUGCCAUAACACCAAACGAAGAGGGUGUGUGGGAAUCUUACUCUCAGGUGAAAGUGAAAGAAGAAUACGAGUCUCCAACUGAAGAAAGUCAUCAUGCGAUGAACCAAAACACUCUCGAUCUGAUAGAGAAUCCUGAUGCAAGCAAAGGAGAAGCCCUCACACUGCUUGACAUCGCCAUGCUCUCGGUCCAAAAACUGUCAAGCGUGUAUGGUGGGAAAACUGAUGCUUCCAAACAAGUUUCCCUUGAUCUUCUCAAGAACCAGUACACUCUAACAUGUAAAGAAAAUGUAGCCAUGAAAUUCUUUGAAGAGAAAGUUGCAUCUCUUAAAGAUCAACAUUCCAUGGCAUCACCCUUGCGUUUUCUACACUACAAUGCCCAUUUUCUUGUUGACAUUCAUGACGCAAUUGAACAGCAGAUGAUGAGCUUCGAAAACGAGAUCAUGCAGUCUACUGGAGAAAAACUAGGCCGUGACAGGAACCCGAAAUUCCGAAGAUUUGUGAACUUUUCUGAAAGUUCUACGUCACGCUACAUCCACAUGGCCUGUGAUGUCUUGAGUCCUCGUGCUGCAUCAAAGCAGAACUACAGAAAACACUGGAUAGCUUUCUGUGAAGAGAAGAACAAUCCCUCCAAACUGACAGUCAACCGCUCAAAUCGAUUCAAUAACUACUUUGAAGCAGCAGCAGGUCUCAUUCACCAUUAUGGUGAGAUUGCCCUUUUCUUUUCCGACCUGCUCUUACUGAACAACGAUGAAUGCCCCAAUGUCAUUCUGGAGAGUGUUACUGAUGAUGCCAAUGAUGAUGUCAUACAGUCACUUGUAUGCGUUCUCGCCAUUGUCUAUUGCAAAAUCCUGGGUCCUUACUGGCAACUUUUGAAGAGCGGAGGAGAGUACUCACUUUUUAGCCAGUAUAUACUCUGCCUCUACCAAAAACUGCUUGAGUGGGCUAAGGAUGCCUCAGGCCUCCUUGAGCCAGAUACCAUUGCAAAUGUGUUUCUCCAGUUGCCUCUGCAAGAGAAGACUUUUGAUGGGGUUUUUUCGUACUUCACAACCGGCUCGGGACACAUACAUGUUGACCUGAUCAGGGUCUGUCUUCAGAAGAUGGUGAAAGUGAUUGCGGCUGUCACUGAGGUCAAUUUGAGUGAUUUUUUGCCUGGAGGCGCACAUUGUCACAACCCCCGUCUGGAAAUUUCCACAAAGCUGACAACCUGCACAUUUUCCGUCUUGAUGGCCGAAUACCCCUUUGGUCAUGCCUACCCAUACAAAAGGAAGAGGCCAGAUCAACUUACGAAUCUUGCAUCAAGUAACAACGAAGAACCAGAGGGCCACUCCAUUCCAUCUGAAGGUGGUUCUCCUGCUGGUGCAACAAAUGCAGAGAGGAAAACCUCUGACACUGUUCCAAGAGAAGAGUACUCCCCUCCUUCCAAGAAAAAGUAUCUUGACCAAAGCAAGGCCCAGAAGAGGCCAGUAGGACGUCCGAGAAAAGAUCCUGGUCCAGUGACAAAGGACCAGCGUCUGCAAGACGAAACAAACAGAAACGCGGUCAUCGCUGCUGUCGCAAAAAACGGAGGACCUUGCAACUGCAAGCAAGAUGUUGACAGACUAUUGGCCCGAUUGGAUGGGACAAGCCAUGCUCAAAAACGCGAAGCAAUCCGCUGUGAGAUCAGUUACCAAAAACUGGUCCUGGACUCCAGAGACCCAAGCCUGAAUCAUAUUGGUUUUUCACUCGCAGACAUGAUCUCAAAGCUGAACAGUGUGUUGCCUGGCGAAGCGUGUAGUUUGGAUGAUGUCUCAGCCUCUGGACAAGAGAAUGAGCGCAAAGCCAACGAGCACAAUGAACAACAGAGCGAGCAUGAAAAUGUCACUACAACCCCUGCUGAUGCUCAAUCUGGUCAGAGUGUCGACUAUGAAAGCAACAAAGGGGAUUUGGGAAAGGGUCAAAGAAGUAUUGACUUAGGUGGAAACAAAAACAUUGUUUCCUACCAGAGCUACAGAGGUAACUUUGAUGAAUUUCACUAGAUAUUGUAGGAAGUUAGACGGGUUGGUUGUUCGCAACAAAACCGACGCAUGUGCAACUAUGGGGAAAAACAGACGGUUUUCUUAGACUGAUAACAUGUAAACUAUAUUUUGUCUAUGUUUAUUGAAAACAAUGUUUCUCAAUGAGCACUUGUCUCUCAAAUACAUC
Coregonus clupeaformis (lake whitefish) is the source of this 3396-nucleotide messenger RNA. RefSeq lists its product as uncharacterized. Gene Ontology annotation, molecular function: 3'-5'-RNA exonuclease activity. The record is from RefSeq and is a predicted model, not a curated record. The transcript is spliced from 2 exons. Lineage: Eukaryota; Metazoa; Chordata; Actinopteri; Salmoniformes; Salmonidae. Bases 411 to 3230 code for a protein of 939 amino acids.